Messenger RNA from Saccostrea echinata, 1709 nucleotides. Its product is annotated as oxysterols receptor LXR-beta-like. The coding region runs from base 21 to 1541 and encodes 506 amino acids. Gene Ontology annotation, molecular function: sequence-specific DNA binding; DNA-binding transcription factor activity; zinc ion binding. The record is from RefSeq and is a predicted model, not a curated record. Gene Ontology annotation, biological process: regulation of DNA-templated transcription. The transcript has 6 exons. Lineage: Eukaryota; Metazoa; Mollusca; Bivalvia; Ostreida; Ostreidae.
UCUCUUAUGAAACAAAAGUAAUGGAUCGUGCUUCAAGCACUGGGAAUACAGGGAUCAGUUGUAACUUGGAUUCAGUAAAACGCAAAGGCAGGAAAAGAGAGAAAUACAGCACUACGCAUGAACCACUGGAAUUCCCAUCUUGUCGUAUUUGUGGAAAGAGAUCUACCGGAAUCCAUUUUGGUGUGUACAGCUGUGAGGCAUGUAAGACAUUCUUCCGGAGGAGUCUUCUGAGAAGAACCCCAUACCAGUGUGACAAAGGCGGAAAGUGUCAAAUUCAGGCUGAACAGCAGAGAGGAGCAACAUGUCCUGCAUGUCGUCUAGACAAGUGCAGAAAAUUCGGAAUGUCUAAAGAAGGCAUACGUCAAGGGCGUUACACAGUGACAGAAAGAACAAAUGUAAUACUAGAGGUUCACAAACUUCGAAGUCAGACUUGUGAUGAAAAUAUGAGAGUCAACGGUUUUCUUGAUGAAAAUUUACCCAACCACGAAGAUCAGGUCUAUAGCGUUUACACUUCCUCUAAUUGUGCCUUUGAAGAAGAGGAGAAAUCUUCAGAGGAAACAGAGAGUUCAGACAAUCAAUCAUCUUUAUCCCCCGAAAGUAGCUCAAGGUCACCUUUUCAAAAUAACAAUAUGAAUGAUCGACAUAGUUUUACUAUCAAUGAUCUUUCAGAGGAAGUAGAAAGAACAUCAAUUACUCAUGAUACUGACAGUGCGCAAGAGUAUUCAAUCCAAUGGCCAGAUGAAUCGAGAAAUAUUUUGGAGAGAGUCAUGGUCGGAUAUAACCUUCUAGAGCCAUUUACAAAGUCCUUGACCGAUCAAGAAAUUCAGGAUAUCUUACAAGAAGGACUGAAUAAAUAUUUGGAGAAAAUAAGACUUUUUGGCAAGAUGGAAUACAUACCUACAGACCAGUAUAACGAAAUAUAUGAAAAAACACAAAUAGAUGUAGAUGGCCGGAAGAAACUGUUUACUGAAGGAAAGGACGACAUUAUGAAAAUGGCGAAUGACUUCGUGAAGUUUGCUAAGAAUAUUCCAUCCUUCACUGAGUUGCGUCUCGAAGAUCAGGAGGCAUUGCUCAAAGCAUCUCAUUUCGAAUUUUUCACCAUUCUGGAUAAUAGGAAUAUCGACUUAGAAAAAGAGAUGUUAAUAACAUACACUGGUAAGGUAAUGCAACUAUGCGAAAUGUGUCCAUACACACCCAAAGAAACGAUUCUGCGGUGGGGAGAAUUUUCAAAAGAAGUUCAAAAGCUUAAAUUAAGCCCUGAGGAACAUGCUUUGGUUCUUGGAAUUUGUGUGACUUUUAGAGAUAGAUGUGAAUUGGGCUCUCCUGAGGAAGUUGAAAAUAUUCAAGAAAGACUAUUGGACACUUUAGAGUUGACAAUACAAACGUCCCAUCACAAGGACAAAGGACGACGUUUCGCUAAAAUCAUGGACCUUUUUGUACGUCUACGUGUUAUUGGGGAUGAAUACUUAGAAUUGUACAAGGUCAUUUGUGAAGACCAGUGUUUGAAAGACACUAUACCCGAGUUUCUUAUUUACUUGUGAAUGUUCAUAAGAAUAUCAUUGUAGCAUAAUAAGCCAAUUUUUAUAUUGGGAUUUCUCCAUUUGUACAUCCAUUUGUUAUUGAAAACUAGUGGUGUUAUUAUCAGAAAAUAUGAUUGUUGGACUGAUUGGAUACAACUUUUAUGCUACGAAAAAUGUAUAUAUGAAAUC